UAAGGCGGAAGCCAAAAGGAGUCCGUCGGCGACCGGACCGAGCAAAGCUCCGUCUUUUCUCUCUCCCACGCCCACCAGCGAUCCCAUCUCGCCGCCCGCCCACCGCCGAUCCCAUCUGCCGCCGCCCGCGUGGAAAACCGCCGCCGCGGAGGACCCGGAGGCAUGAGGAAGUCCAAGGCGGCUGCGGCGGCGGCGAAGCAGCCGCACCACGCGGCGCAGAACGGCCACGCCCUCCCCUCCAGGCUCGUCCGGUACCUCGACCCCGACGCGUCCUUGGACAAGGACCAGCUGCUGGACGCGGUGCACUGGAUCCGGCAGGCGGUGGGGCUCACCUGCGGCUUGCUCUGGGGCGCCGUCCCCCUCGUCGGCGCCUUCUGGAUCGCCCUAUUCUUUACAAUUUCCACCGUCAUAGUUCAUUUGUACUAUGCGCAUUUGCUGAAGAUUGAUGAGGAAGACUUUGGAGGCCAUGCCGCCCUACUAAAGGAGGGGCUCUUUGCUUCGUUCACCCUUUUCCUUCUUUCAUGGACUCUUGUAUACAGCUUGGCUCACUUCUGAGAAGCCCGUCUGCAGAAAUACCAUGUUGGAUUUUCGUUGUUCAUUUCAUUCACUCUUUUGUACAAUUAGCUAUCAUGGAUGUAAUGUCAUAGUACUGUAGAACAGCGUCAUCGAGCUAUAACUGUAAUUCGUAUAGAAUGCCUUCCACUUGUUGGGUCCAUUCGGUCAAGCUCAAAGUAGUACUGUCUCCAUCAUUGUUCCAUGUAAAUGGUAAGGCUCGCCAAUUUGAAUC
Messenger RNA from Triticum urartu, 787 nucleotides. RefSeq lists its product as uncharacterized. The record is from RefSeq and is a predicted model, not a curated record. NCBI's taxonomy places the organism in Eukaryota, Viridiplantae, Streptophyta, Magnoliopsida, Poales, Poaceae. Gene Ontology annotation, biological process: mitochondrial respirasome assembly.